Mesocricetus auratus (golden hamster) is the source of this 2686-nucleotide messenger RNA. RefSeq names its product transmembrane protein 163 (gene Tmem163). NCBI's taxonomy places the organism in Eukaryota, Metazoa, Chordata, Mammalia, Rodentia, Cricetidae. The transcript has 8 exons. Gene Ontology annotation, cellular component: synaptic vesicle membrane. The coding region runs from base 896 to 1756 and encodes 286 amino acids. The record is from RefSeq and is a predicted model, not a curated record. Gene Ontology annotation, molecular function: zinc ion binding.
CCCAAUCCGUUAGGCAGCAGGUUCGCCUGUGAGUCUUCCCGGGCCGGCCCUGUGGUCCAGGUUGCAGCUUCGUUGGGGAGACCAGCCCUGCCGCGCAAGGGUAUGAAGUUGGCAGGGUCAGAGGUGGAGAACGUAGGUGAAGGCAGAGGAAUCUUCAAGGGGGACUGAGCUUGGAUGCUCAGAGAGGGAAAUGAGCUGGUGACAGAUGGAUGGAAAGGGCCCAGGGAUAGUCGCAAUGGGGGAAGCCACUGUUCCAGCAAUACCUCCAUCUAAAUUGGUGGAGGGAAACUGGGAAGAGACAGAAGGCCGUUUAAAGGCAGGAGAUACAUGGGCUUGGGGACAGGUGAAUUCCAAUACCGGCCUUGGCAGGCGGGGACCAGGUGAAGUCCCUGUAGCCUGCGUGGACCCGCGGCAGAAAGAGGGACGAGCUGCGACGCUCUCGCUCCUGCCCACGCGCGGCCACAGGCUCGGACCACUGCAGAGCAAUUAGGGUGGAAGGGUUCCUCCUGGGCACCGGUCCGCGACGCAAGUUGGGGGCGCGUCCUCCGUCACGCCCUCGCCCAGCCCUGCGCUAGCUUCAGUCUGGUCCCCACGCCCCCUAACAGUCCCUCAGCUUCCGCGCGCCUGGCCCGUCCGGGGCCCUCCCUCUCCACCCGCCUCGGUGUAUCGAUCCUGGUGCCCGGGCUUAGCGCCUCGGGGCGGGUCCCUGCCGCCUGCACCUGCCCCCGGGGGCGGAGCGCAGCGGCGACAGCGCGGCUCCAGCAUCCGCCACACGCCCAGCUAGCGGCGGACCUGCCGCUCACCGCGGUCGGGGUGAAGCUCUCUCUCCGCGCCCUCGGUCCCUUGUCACUUCGGGACUCGUGUCCCUAUCGCGAGGAUCUGAAGCCCCGGCGCCAUGGAGCCGGCCUUGAGCAGCGAGCGCCGUAGUCCCCCUGGCCUCGGAGUCCCGCGGCCGCCACCGCGGGGCCACGCGCCCUCGACUGCUGCCCCCAGUCCGACCCCGGUGAGCUCCUCAGUGCAGUCGGACGAGGAGAGGCAGCCGCGGAUCAGUGAGAGCGGCCAGUUCAGCGACGGGCUGGAGGAUCGAGGUUUACUAGAAAGCAGCACCCGGCUGAAACCUCAUGAAGCCCAGAACUACAGGAAGAAGGCAUUGUGGGUAUCCUGGUUCUCCAUUAUUGUCACCCUGGCCCUGGCAGUGGCCGCCUUCACUGUCUCCGUCAUGAGGUACAGCGCCUCUGCCUUUGGGUUUGCAUUUGACGCCAUCCUGGAUGUGCUGUCCUCGGCCAUUGUCCUCUGGCGUUACAGCAACGCGGCAGCUGUACACUCUGCUCACAGGGAAUACAUAGCCUGUGUCAUCUUGGGGGUGAUCUUUCUUCUGUCAUCUAUAUGCAUAGUGGUCAAAGCCAUCCAUGACCUUUCAACAAGGCUGCUCCCUGAAGUGGACGAUUUCCUGUUCAGCGUCUCCAUUUUAAGUGGGAUCCUUUGCAGUGUCCUGGCUGUGUUGAAGUUUAUGCUGGGGAAGGUCCUGACGAGCAGAGCUCUCAUCACAGAUGGGUUCAACUCCCUUGUUGGGGGAGUGAUGGGCUUCUCCAUCCUUCUGAGUGCGGAGGUGUUCAAACACAAUGCGAGAGUCUGGUACCUGGACGGCAGCAUCGGUGUCCUGAUCGGCCUCACCAUCUUUGCCUAUGGGGUCAAGCUCCUCGUCGACAUGGUGCCCAGAGUGAGACAGACGCGCCACUAUGAAAUGUUUGAGUGAAGGUGGUUGGAGGGGCUGCAGGGAUGGCCCCAGCGAAGAGCGUCACCAUGGUGAUAAGAGGUUUCCACGAAGGCAGAUGGUGCCAAUAUUUAACUGCACAUCCAGCUUCAUUUGGGGAAGUUUUUGUUCAUAGAGUCUGUCAUCAUGGGAUGAGGUCUGCCUGGAGGCUGGACCUGCCCUACACCCUCACCCCGUUGUCCACUAUCAAACACAUGUGUUGCCCAUGGGAGGGGCUGCCACGCUUCCCAACCUUGAGCCGGAAGUGACAUUUUCUAUUUCCUGGAAUCAAACAGUUUUUGAAAGCAGGCUAGGGUCUAUGCUUGACAGGAAGCCACUUGUGGCACUCACUGGCAGCCAAAAACCAGAUAGUAACUGACCGGGUUGCCUCCUCCCAACACACAUGGGCCAAAACCACCUCCAGAGUCACACUCCUGUCUCCUAGCGUACCCCAUCCGCAAAUUCCUUCCUAACGUCUAUCAACUCGUUUCAUACACUUUUACUAAUCGUGACACUAAACAGAUUUGUUCAGAAGGAGACCAUUCUAUUUUUUAAAGUGUUUAGUGACCUAUGAGCUUUGCAUGGACAGGGUAUGUAAGCACACAGUCCUUUCUUCCACAUCCAUGAGAACCCAGGAACCAUUUUUGAGAGAUGUGAAACUCUAUACAUUUAUUUGUAAUAAAUAAUUAUAAUCAUUACCCAAAUAUAUAUAUAUAUAUAUAUAUAUAUCUGUAUGUUGUGCUCAGUGGUCAUGGUGCCUCAGAGUCUGUGAGAAGUAGACCGGUCACUCCUCCACAGGACCAAGAUGUCCUCAGCUGAUGUAACAGGUGUAAGUGCUGUAGACAUGUCCCCAUCCCACCACGUUCUGUAGCUCUCACGGUACUGCCCACAUGGGCGGUCAUGUCAGGCCAAUAAAGACCUUUACCAUUUGUA